Messenger RNA from Ruditapes philippinarum (Manila clam), 4280 nucleotides. Its product is annotated as UPF0739 protein C1orf74 homolog. The coding region runs from base 725 to 1495 and encodes 256 amino acids. The record is from RefSeq and is a predicted model, not a curated record. The transcript has 6 exons. Lineage: Eukaryota; Metazoa; Mollusca; Bivalvia; Venerida; Veneridae.
CAUAUUUACUUCCCUUUGAAAUACUUACACCAUUUGUACAGAAUUUAAUAUUUGGAGCAUGUUCAUGAUGUUAAUCAGUUUACGAGUUUCAUUGUGUCAACAAAUUCUAAUAUUUACUGUGUAACUUGAACCUUUAUUAUUAUGCUAAGUUGAAAUACAGAAAGUGUGAUGUACAAAAAACUUGUAACUAAAGGGACAACAGACUAUUGUUAUCUGAAAGUAAGACUGGAUUUUGAAGAUGUGGACCUGCAAAUAAGUGCAUUAGAUUUCAAGCAGAUUGUUAUAGAGGCUGUAACUUCCCUUUUUGGACUGGCAGGGGCAGCCACAUUGAUUGACAUAUUGAGAUAUGAUGAGCAUGAACGUACAGCAAUCAUUAGAAUUUAUCACAAGUGUUUGACAAAGAUAUGGUCAUCCCUAAGUUUCUAUGGUAAAUAUAGGGGACGUGCUUGUGCAUUUCGGGUGCUGCAGGUUUCAGCACAUCUGAUGGCCAUGGCAUGUAACAGUAGAUCUAUGAGUUUAGAGUUGGAAUAGCUGUUAUAUAAAUGAUGGAAUACUUGAAACUGAACUGUCUAGUAUCUAAUAAUAACAUAGACCUAGUAAGAAAAAUAUUUGUGACAAAAGCAAUUAGCCAAAUUUUCAUCAAAAUUGCAAAUUAAAAAUGAAUAUAUAAAAGUGAACAAUAAUCCUACUAGGAAGGUUACUAGUAAUCAAAUUAGAUUUUGAAAUGGAUAUUUGGAAAAAUAUCAUUAUUAAACAUCUUGGAAGAAAGGUAGCAAGGCAUUGGGAUAGCUUCAUGAUGGACAUACUGGCUGUUGACAAAGGAAUCAAGCCUGCAUAUCUGUAUGAUAUAGGUCAGCCAAAUGGAAAACAACUUGUGGAGUUUCUAAAAGAUCUAAAAGAGAAGGAGUUCAUUAUGAAUAAUCUUAAUGUAAUAGAAAUUGAAAUGGAUUGUUUAAUAGUGAAUACUGAUGAAUUGAAGCAAAUUGUUCCUCUAAUUGGCAUUAAUGAGAGAUUAAUUGAUGUGUCUGAAUAUCUUAAGGAACCAGAGAUAUGUGGUAUUGGAGAUGCUGCUAAAAGUAUUAAAGAAAAUCUUGAGAAUUUGAUAGUAGAGCUGGACUGCUGCAAGGUGAAGUUUUUGUCCGGCUGUUGUUUAACAUGUAAUAUAUCCAGUCUUUUUGGUGUGUUGUUAAAUUACCCAGUUGUCUAUUGGUUUGACAGUCAAGAUGGCAAGGGAGGCAAUUGUUUAUCAAUGGAAAGACUGACCAAUGUAAAGGUUGAAAUUUGCUGUGUUCAGAGAUAUGGACAGAAUUCAAAAGAAAGACCAAAAAGUCAUUGUCUGUACUCAUUUAGUUAUCCAUCAUGUCUUAGCAUUAUCUGUAGACCUUUUGUUGACCAAUGGUUUCAUAGACUGAGGGAUAGAGUCAAUGAACAAGACCUGUUUUCUAAUGUAACAAUCAAAUUUGAAGAAGUUAUUCUAGAAGCUGUUUGUUUAUGAAAAUAUAUCUGGCUGUUGUGUAAUUUCAACAUGGGACUAUUUUCAAUGAUGCAAAGUGAACUUUGGGAAGAUGUUAGCAAUCAUUGGUAAUACUAGUAUCAGGACUGCAUAAUUACUAAAAACUUAAAUAUUGUAUCAAAUAUGGUUUAAUUAUAAAUCAUAAAAUGUACAUGAUUAAAAAGUUAACAUACAUUUGGUGUUGAUAUUAUAAUACAAUGUAUAAUACUGCAUUUUACAGUAUUCAUGUGAAUUACAAUGCACUUACAUUAUUAUUAUCAUCAUCAUUUUUAUUAUACGCCCGUUUGAAAAACGGGACGUAUUAUGGGAACGCCCCUGGCGGGCGGGCGGGCGGCGUCCAAUUUUGUCCGGAGCAUAUCUCCUACAUGUAUGGAGGGAUUUUAAUGAAACUUCAUAGAAAUGUUCACCACUAUGAGGAGCAGUGUCGCGCACAUGAACCAGGUCUCUAGGUCAAAGGUCAAGGUCACACUUAGAGCUCAUUGAAAAAUGCUUGUCCGGAGCAAAACUUCCACAUGUAUAGAGGGAUUUCAAUAUUACUUGGCACAAAUGUUCACCAUUGUGAGGCGGAGUGUCGCGCGCAAGAUUCAGGUCCUUGCGGCCAAGGUCAAGGUCACACAUAGAGGUCAAAGUUCAGAUAAAAAUAUGAAAAUGUGUAUAUGGACCAUUUAGUCAUCAUUUAUUGAGGGAUUGUAACACAAAUGGUCAUUAUCAAGACUAUGGCUGUGAUACAUAUAAUUUAGGUCAAUAUAUACAAGGUCAAGGUCACUAAAGAUGAUGAAAUAUCCAGAUUUUGUCCAGAGCAUAUCUCCUACAUGUAUGGAGGGAUUUUAAUGAAACUUCAUAGAAAUGUUCACCACUAUGAGGAGCAGUGUCGCGCACAUGAACCAGGUCUCUAGGUCAAAGGUCAAGGUCACACUUAGAGCUCAUUGAAAAAUGCUUGUCCGGAGCAAAACUUCCACAUGUAUAGAGGGAUUUCAAUAUUACUUGGCACAAAUGUUCACCAUUGUGAGGCGGAGUGUCGCGCGCAAGAUUCAGGUCCUUGCGGCCAAGGUCAAGGUCACACAUAGAGGUCAAAGUUCAGAUAAAAAUAUGAAGAUGUGUUAAUGGACCAUUUAGUCAUCAUUUAUUGAGGGAUUGUAACACAAAUGGUCAUUAUCAAGACUAUGGCUGUGAUACAUAUAAUUUAGGUCAAUAUAUACAAGGUCAAGGUCACUGAAGAUGAUGAAAUAUCCAGAUUUUGUCCGGAGCAUAUCUCCUACAUGUAUGGAGGGAUUUUAAUGAAACUUCAUAGAAAUGUUCACCACUAUGAGGAGCAGUGUCGCGCACAUGAACCAGGUCUCUAGGUCAAAGGUCAAGGUCACACUUAGAGCUCAUUGAAAAAUGCUUGUCCGGAGCAAAACUUCCACAUGUAUAGAGGGAUUUCGAUAUUACUUGGCACAAAUGUUCACCAUUGUGAGGCGGAGUGUCGCGCGCAAGAUUCAGGUCCUUGCGGCCAAGGUCAAGGUCACACAUAGAGGUCAAAGUUCAGAUAAAAAUAUGAAGAUGUGUAUAUGGACCAUUUAGUCAUCAUUUAUUGAGGGAUUGUAACACAAAUGGUCAUUAUCAAGACUAUGGCUGUGAUACAUAUAAUUAAGGUCAAUAUAUACAAGGUCAAGGUCACUGAAGAUGAUGAAAUAUCCAGAUUUCGUCCAGAGCAUAUCUCCUACAUGUAUGGAAGAAUUUUUAUAAUACUUUAUGGAAAUGUUCACCACCAUGAUAUGUAUUGCUCCAUGCAUGAUCCAGGUCUCCAGGUCAAAGGUCAAGUUCACACUUAGAGCUCAUUGAAAAACGCUUGUCCGGAGCAAAACUUCUACAUUCAUAGGGGGAUUUCAAUAUAACUUGGCACAAAUGUUCACCAUUGUGAGGCUGAGUGUCGCACGCAAAAUUCAGAUCCCUGCGACCAAAGUCAAGGUUACACAUAGAGGUCAAAGUUCAGAUAAAAAUUUGAAGAUGUGUAUAGGGACCAUUUAUUCAUCAUUUAUUGAUGGAUUGUAGCACAAAUGGUAACUAUCAUGACUACAGGUGUGACACAUUUAAUUUAGGUUAAUAUUUGCAAGGUCAAGGUCACUGGAGAUGAUUAAAUAUCCAGAUGUUGUCCGGAGCAUAUUUUCUACAUGCAUGGAGGAAUUUUAAUGUUACUUUAUAGAAUUGUUCACCACCAUGAGACGUAGUGCCCUGCACAUGAACCAAGUCUCUAGGUCAAAGGUGAAGGUCACAGUUAGAGUUCAUAGAAAAACGCUUGUCUGGAGCAAAACUUCUACAUGCAGAGAGGGAUUUCAAUAUAAUUUGGCACAAAUGUUCAUCAUUGUGAGGCUGAGUGCCGUGCAUAAAAUUCAGGUCCCUGCGACCAAGGUCAAGGUCACACAUCCUGUGCAUAUCUUCCCUACUGAUUUGUUUUAAGGUUCAUUUAACAACACAGUGCCAAGGAUAAAAACUUGCUUGCUAGAUAACACUUAUCCAUAAUGCCCCCAUCUCCAUCUAAAGCUUUCGUAAACGGGCGUAUUUUGUGACUAUGGCACCCUUGUUAUUAAUAUGAGUAGGUAAAGUAUUUUGCAAGGUUUGUUUAUAAUAAUCAAGGUAAAAUAAAACGUGCUUACAAUAUUGUUUACUAACAUAGGUUAUGUAUUUGCAAUGCAUUUAUUUUUCAAUAAAAAAGGGUGCAUAUUGACUAUAUUAAUGUUUUUGUUUUUCUUAGUUUUGAAAAAUGACUAAACUUUGGAAAAAUAUU